AUGAUUUGCGAGAAGAGGAGCCUGAGCUCGAUCGAGCUGAGUCGAGCUGAGGAUCGAGCUGAGUCUCGAGCUGAAGAUCAGCCAGGAAGUGCGGAUUUGGGUGAGCCUGAGUGCUAUUACUUUGAGGAGUAUGAGGCUCCAAGGAUGAACCCCUCUGUUGUGGCUGCCACAAGAGGAUUGGACUUCUCCAAAACAAGAAGAAGAAGUCCAAGGCCCCCACAUUCCCUAGGAGUAGAUCACUCCUCACCACUCCAAGGAGGCUCCCUGCCCAAGAGCCUCACAGAGCCUCUUCUUUCGAGCCAAGGGAAGGAGAAGACAACACGCAGAGAAGGAGGAAGACUUCCAAGGCCAGACGCUCCAGCUCGACCACCGGACUCGAUCGAGUCCAAACAGAGGAAACUCAACUCGAUCGAGCUGACGGUCGAGUUGACCUGGAGGAGCCCCAGUUCGAGGAUCCGGGAUUUGAGUACGAUCCCAGCCUUACCAGGACUCCCCAGUAGAUGGAACCCCUAUGGACAGUACGAGCUAGCCAAGCUCCACCAAGGCCAAGGAGCCACACACUUUGAGGAAGAGGAAGAGGAGAGCAAGCUCGAUCGAGUGACGACAGUUGAGUGGAGUGCUCCUGAUGGCCGUCUACCAUCUCCAGACCACGACCUAGCCUCCCAGUUCUUUGGGGGGCACUGA
Messenger RNA from Microthlaspi erraticum, 684 nucleotides. Lineage: Eukaryota; Viridiplantae; Streptophyta; Magnoliopsida; Brassicales; Brassicaceae. The record is from the annotation of a GenBank genome assembly.